Tarenaya hassleriana is the source of this 2002-nucleotide messenger RNA. Its product is annotated as beta-glucosidase 40-like. Gene Ontology annotation, molecular function: beta-glucosidase activity. The transcript has 12 exons. Bases 310 to 1848 code for a protein of 512 amino acids. Gene Ontology annotation, biological process: carbohydrate metabolic process. The record is from RefSeq and is a predicted model, not a curated record. NCBI's taxonomy places the organism in Eukaryota, Viridiplantae, Streptophyta, Magnoliopsida, Brassicales, Cleomaceae.
AAGUCUCCAUUACAUGUAUAUACAUCUCUCUCUCUCUCUCUCUCUCUCUCUCUCUUGGAGUGUGUGAAUGUGUAUACAAAUCCAAGUGUAUACGCAGAAAGAGCAUGUGUUUGAUUUCCCUAUACAAACACCCUAUUUGAUUUUUGAGGUAAACGUUUGAACACUCCAUCGAUGUCUCCGUUCUCCCUAUAGAUAAUAUACCCUUCUCGGCUUUCGUCCGCCCACUCUCCCCCUUCCACCGAAAACCUACAUAUAUAUCGAUUAUCGAUUAGGGGGUUUGGAUAAGAUCACACGGGAGACACAAUUUCGAUGAUGGAUUUCAGAAAGAUAUGGGUUGUAAUAAUGGCGAUGGAGAUUCUCGUCGGGGAUGAGACACGCGUUUUCGCAGACAUCAACAGAGCCAGUUUCCCUAAUGGUUUUGUCUUUGGAACUGCUUCUGCCGCUUUCCAGGGUAAUUUAUUGCAGUACGAGGGAGCGGUGAAGGAAGACGGGAGAGGUCCGUCCGUGUGGGACACGUUUUCUCACACUCUUGGUAAAAUUGCUGAUUUUAGUAACGCUGACGUUGCUGUCGAUCAAUACCAUCGUUAUGAGGAAGAUAUACAACUUAUGAAAAACAUGGGAAUGGAUGCAUAUAGAUUUUCGAUUUCAUGGACCCGGAUUUUUCCAAAUGGCACGGGGCAAAUAAAUCAAGCUGGAAUUGAUCACUACAACAAGCUCAUCAAUGCGUUACUUGCUCAAGGAAUCCAACCUUACGUAACGUUGUACCAUUGGGACCUUCCUCAAGCCCUUCAUGACCGAUACAACGGUUGGCUAAGUCCCCAAAUCAUAAACGAUUAUGCAACGUAUGCCGAGGUAUGUUUCGAGAAUUUCGGAGACAGAGUGAAGCAUUGGAUAACGUUCAACGAGCCGCAUACAUUUGCGAUACAAGGGUAUGAUGUCGGGUUACAAGCUCCCGGCCGGUGUUCCAUCCUUCUUAGGCUUUUCUGCCGCGGUGGAAACUCCGCCACCGAGCCAUAUAUUGUCGCACAUAACGUUCUUCUCUCUCACGCCACCGUCUCCGAUAUCUAUCGGAAGAAAUACAAGGCGAAGCAAGGAGGGUGGCUCGGGAUAGCGUUUGAUGUAAUAUGGUACGAACCGGAAACAAAUACGAGAGAAGACAUUGAAGCUGCACAGAGAGCUCAAGAUUUUCAACUUGGCUGGUUCCUUGAUCCACUGAUGUUUGGCGAUUACCCGAAUUCGAUGAGAAGCAGAGUCGGAAAGAGAUUGCCAAGAUUUACGGCAUCUGAAGCUGCGAUGGUGAAGGGUUCUUUAGAUUUUGUCGGAAUUAAUCACUACACGACAUAUUACGCGAGGAACAACAAGACCAAUCUCAUCGGCACUCUCCUUAAUGACGCCAUUGCUGAUUCUGGAGCCUUCACCGUUCCAUUUAAAGGGCUUCAAACCAUUGGAGACAGGGCCAAUUCAAUAUGGUUGUACAUAGUACCCCAAGGGAUGAGAAACUUGAUGAAUUACAUCAGAAUUAGAUACGGGAAUCCUCCGGUGAUUAUCACGGAAAAUGGGAUGGACGAUCCAAACAAUAUACUGAUCUCCAGAGAAAACGCCCUCAAAGACGAGAAGAGGAUUAGGUACCAUCACGAUUAUCUCUCCAACUUACAAGCCGCCAUAAGUGAGGAUGGGUGCAACGUGAAAGGGUACUUCGUGUGGUCGCUAUUGGACAACUGGGAAUGGGCUGCCGGUUACACUUCGAGAUUUGGUCUCUACUUUGUAGACUAUAGAGACAACCUCAAACGUUACCCUAAAAACUCUGUUCGUUGGUUCACUUCCUUCUUGAAUUCUUCUUCUCCUUGAUCAUAUUUUUCUGUUUUAUAACUUCAUAUAAUCUAUGUUGCAUGGUAUGGUAUGGUAUGGUAUGGUACUCUAGAUACGUAUCCGUAUAACGGUAGCGUUAUUAGUAAAUAAAUAUUUGUUUCGCAAUUCGCAAAUCAGGUAUUUUGUUUGUUCA